Cololabis saira (Pacific saury) is the source of this 445-nucleotide messenger RNA. Its product is annotated as C-type lectin domain family 2 member D-like. NCBI's taxonomy places the organism in Eukaryota, Metazoa, Chordata, Actinopteri, Beloniformes, Belonidae. The record is from RefSeq and is a predicted model, not a curated record. The coding region runs from base 35 to 445 and encodes 136 amino acids. The transcript has 4 exons.
CAGAGUCUCGGUCCUCAGUCUUCAGAGCAGCAUCAUGAUGGAGAGGAUCUUGUUGGGUGUUUUGUUUCUCUCAGAGUGGUUCAUCCUCUCCACCUGCCUCGUCCGUCACUACCACUUCGUUGGUCAGUCUCUGAACUGGACUGAAGCUCAGACCUACUGCAGACAGACAUACACAGACCUGGCCACCAUCCAGAACUCUGAGGAACUGAACCAACUCAUGAACACACUUUCAUCUGCUGGUUACAGCUCUGACGUCUGGAUCGGUCUGAACCAUGAAAUAGACUGGAAGUGGUCUGAUGGGUUCAAUGGAUCGCAGCAGAAUCCUGAAUAUGUUUUUGUGAACGAAGCGAUGAACUGGUCCAGCGCUCAGAGUUACUGCAGGGGGAAAUUCAUAGACCUGGCCACCAUGAGGAAUGAUGCAGAGAGUCAGACGCUUCCUCUUUGA